Molecule: messenger RNA, 2573 nt
Organism: Coccidioides posadasii C735 delta SOWgp
Lineage: Eukaryota; Fungi; Ascomycota; Eurotiomycetes; Onygenales; Onygenaceae
Source: RefSeq, a predicted model, not a curated record
GUACGGAAAGACGGGUGUCAUAUCGGGGAUACUCUGCUUGCUCUUGGGAGAAUACACUGAAGAAUGUCUUGUGUGGGAGUUUCAUCUUUCGAGUUGUCUCCAGCCUCAUCUCCGGAAAACUUCAGGAACUGAUCAGAACAAGCUUUGCCGUCUUUCGGUUCUUUUCCCUGAGAAGCUUUGAUGCAUGGAAAUUGUUCCUGCAAUUAAUCAUGAGCUCUUAUGGGAUUGACUAAUUAUUUGGCAACGAGGUACCCAACGACUAACCCAAACCCCCUCCAGAGCUUAAUUUUGUUUAUCAAGGCCGAACUCUGGCCGCCUCAAGAAAGCUCCGACCUGUUCGUUCGGACGACACUCAGCUCAUUAAUAAUAGCCCAGCUCCGCUCUUUCUCUUGUCUUCUUUUUGUGAAGCUAAUAUUUCCAUCUUCUUCUUUGCUCUUUCAUUCUCCCUUCGUUUGAAACGACUGCUUUCUCUCAUUACUUGUAUGGUGUGCUUUAUCUUGCCGCGAAGCUGCAGUGACCCUCGCUUGGAUCCCCAGCAGCCAUUCUCUUGCCAGACUGGAAAUCGAUCCCAGCUACGGAGUACUCUUCUUCGCUAAUGCUGCGGCUAUCUGCUUUCCCUGCCCGUCUGGGCGUGUUUUUAUUCCUCCUGUCCUUCGGAGUAAACGCACAGCCGCAUGGUAACGAACAUGGCUCAAUGGACAUGCACAGCGCGAUGCCUGCAGGCGCUAGCCCAUCAAUGAGUACGAGCGCGAAAGUUGCCGAGCCUUCUGGCCCAAUAAGUUACUUCGCCCAUGGAGAACAUUUUGGAGUUAUCCUGGGUCACAUCGUUCUUAUGGUACUUGCUUGGUUCUUCAUCCUUCCGAUUGGUGUCAUGUUUAGCGUUGCGCGAUCUCACCUCUCUCUCCCCGUUCAAUUCCUCUUCCUCGUCGUCAAUGCGGUCGGUCUGCUCUUGGGCAUUAUCUACAACACCCAAACUCCGGACCUCUAUGUGAAUAAUUCUCACCAUAAAAUUGGGUGGAUCGCUACCUGGGUCAUGAUCGCUGAAGUCGUCAUGGGUCUGCUCUUUGCCUAUUCGGGGAGAAACAGGUAUGUUGCGGGUAGCGCCUAUGAAAGGCUUGCUUUCCUCCCAGUAUCGCAGGAUACGCCACAGGAUAGUCGGGCCUCAUACUCCCGUGGAGAUUAUCAAUAUCGCUGGUCGGGAGAUAGCGGGCAGGGUACCGAGAGAUGCUCUUCGUCUUUGCGUAGCCCUCGAUCUAGCUCGAUGGAGCGAGGGCGUAGCCUAUCUCGGGACAAUGAUGUCGACGAUUUCGAGGAGAAGCCAAUCAACGAGGCUGGCCAUAUCACUAGACCACGAAAAUUUUUAGGAUCUCGCUUCCUGGACAAGUAUCUCGCGCACCGUAUUCCAGGUCUACUUUCUCAGCGCGCUCUGAAUAUUUUAAAGGUGAUAUAUGUUAUUAUCGAGAGAACUAUUCUUCCCCUUGGCUUCAUUGCACUGGUUAGUGGUGGAGUUACCUAUGGCGGCAUAUUUAGAGGCAACAACAUCUUCAAUGGUCUUGCCCACUUUAUCAAAGGAGGUAUUUUCCUGUGGUAUGGGCUUCUCACAUUGGGAAGAUGGCUUGGGUGCUUUGCCGACUUUGGAUGGGCAUGGAACAUCAAGCCAUCCCAUGCCAUUGUUGGAUGGAAAUCCAGGGUACCUACCGGUGAAUUCACCGAGUCUCUUGUUAUUUUCCUUUACGGAUCUAGCAACGUAUUCCUUGAACAUUUAGCCGCAUGGGGAGGAGCUUGGACUGCGCAAGAUCUGGAGCAUGUGUCGAUUUCGAUAAUGUUUUUUGGUGGAGGAUUGUGCGGUAUGCUUUCAGAGUCACAACGUGUUCGGGAUUGGAUAAAUAUGAGUGUGCUCCCUGCGCCAACCAAUGUUGAACAGCCCGCCAAGGACGAGGUAUGGCAAGCGCCGAAGACGCAGAGACUAUCACUCAACCCGAUGCCUGCCAUAGUGAUACUUUUGUUGGGCUUGAUGAUGAGUUCGCACCAUCAAGCAAGUAUGGUUUCGACGAUGGUGCAUUCGCAGUGGGGAAUGCUCCUCGUUGGAUUUUCCAUGGCUCGUGCAGUCACCUAUAUCAUCCUUUACCUCAAUCCACCAAGUUCGUUGCUACCAUCCCGACCACCCUCUGAGCUUGUCGCAUCGUUCUGUCUUAUGUCUGGCGGGCUUAUCUUUAUGCUGAGCACCAAGGAUAUCAUCGAAGUAAUGAUUCACUACGACUUGAACGCAAUGUUUGUGUUUACAGUUGCAAUGGGCUUCACUGCCUUUGUGAUGGCCUGGGAGAUCGUCGCCAUCUCUCUAAAGGCGUGGGCAUCAAAGAAGACUGCUCCUCCGUCUCCUCAGGACCUCCGCUUUCCGGAGUGAAAAAUGAACAUUGUUACUGGCUCAAAGUUGAUGCGCAAUUGAUCUUUUAUUUAUUCCCUCUCUUUUCAUUUACUUGGAUUGCCCUAGUUUUAUACCCCUUAUCGAGUUGGUUCAUCUUGUUGCGAUUUUUGGGUUGUCACCUUUAAAAGGUAAGUAUGAAUUUUUUGCG